UUAAUACAUGAACAACUUAUUUAAAUAGUUUCAAUCAACGACAUAACUUAAGUACAUAGGUUCAAGUGUAGCUGUACAAAAGACUGGAAAGACCGAUCGAUCGAUCGAUCGAUUCCGAUCCAAGCGUGAGACACUGAGACUCAUCAACACAAACAAACUAGUAUAACCGAAACAACAUCAUUGACUCGGUUGCUCCGCCGCUCCGAGAAAACAAUGACUCUACUCCGAUCAAUUUUAACGGUGACCUUACUCCUCACUUUCUUCUUCACUCUCUCACCAGCUUUCCAAUCCGACGAGCUUCUCCUCGACGAUGAAGAAUUCGGCCUCGAAGGCGGUCGCCCUCAAACCCGUCCAUCGUCACCUAACACCGCCGCCACCACCACCACCACCACCACUCGUAAGAGGAUUCCUGAUUCCGCUUCCGAUUCAAAGAUCCAGUUCACACUCGAACACGCUUUCGGUGAUUCCGAUUUCUCUGAAGCUGGUAACUUCUCUGCUCGUCUCAAAACUUGGAGUCACGGCGCUCAGACACUGACGAAGCUGCGGUUUUCACGAGAUGCUUUCACUGAAGACGAGAAGAAUAAAUUUCAAGAGUUGUUGAAAAGAGAUGAUUUCUAUAGGAUUAGACUGCCAUCCAACGUUUUGAGCCCUCCCGGCAGGGAUUAUAUUGUUUCGUCAGUGAAAGCUAGAUGUCUUCCAGGGGACGGUUUGGAGGAACACUUUGUAAUACAUACGGAAGGUGUUAACAUCUUGGCUGUCAAUUAUGGUGCUCCUGGGGCUUGCCCUUUCCCCCGGCAACUGAAGCUUCCUGCAAAGUGGUCUUUCAAGUCACACACACUUUUGAAGAACACUGAACAAGCACCAAGGACGCCAAUAUUUACGGAAGAGCUGAUUGGCGGAGAGGGGAUAGAAGGUGAACUUGUACAGCCAAUAGAAAGAUCCUUUUGGGCCAAAUACUGGAUGUACAUGAUCCCUCUUGGACUCAUUGUAAUGAAUGCCGUCACCCAAGCAGCGAAUAUGCCUGAGGAACAGGCUGGUGGUCAAGCUGGGGCACCGCCGCAGCAAGGAACUGCAGUACAGAGGGGAACAAAUUCUGGUGUGCGUAGACGAUGAUAAUUUGGUGUCGUUUACCUAAGAAACCAUUAUUUAUGGACAUUGACGAUGAAUGCAAUUUAGUUUGACCUUAUGUAACAUUUCAAAAUAAUUUAGUUACGUGUAUAAGCUCUUUAUUUUUUUUUGUUGUGAACUUUGAAGGGAGUUAAAUUUUCCAAGUAGAUUGAGUAAAUUAAUGUCAUUUAAGUUUUAACACGAAAAUCCAGUUUGGUUUCAUCUGGUUUUGGUGAUGAUUCUGAGGCUGUGUUAGAUGUGAAGAAAUAUUCAAUAGUUUUGAAUUGUAUGACAUUUUUUAGAUUGGGUUUAUUUAAUGAUAGUUUUAAAUGUGAUA
Medicago truncatula (barrel medic) is the source of this 1444-nucleotide messenger RNA. RefSeq names its product ER membrane protein complex subunit 10. The coding region runs from base 214 to 1113 and encodes 299 amino acids. NCBI's taxonomy places the organism in Eukaryota, Viridiplantae, Streptophyta, Magnoliopsida, Fabales, Fabaceae. The record is from RefSeq and is a predicted model, not a curated record. The transcript has 8 exons.